Molecule: messenger RNA, 597 nt
Organism: Camponotus floridanus (Florida carpenter ant)
Lineage: Eukaryota; Metazoa; Arthropoda; Insecta; Hymenoptera; Formicidae
Product: cyclin-dependent kinases regulatory subunit
Exons: 4
Coding region: 203-487 (94 amino acids)
Biological process (GO): regulation of mitotic cell cycle
Cellular component (GO): SCF ubiquitin ligase complex; cyclin-dependent protein kinase holoenzyme complex
Molecular function (GO): protein kinase binding; cyclin-dependent protein serine/threonine kinase activator activity; histone binding
Source: RefSeq, a predicted model, not a curated record
AAUCGCCCGUCAACUGUCAUUAUAGACCUCAGAUCAGGAGCUGUAGGAGUUAUAAAUGUCUGAUUUGUGGAUUAAAAAGCGUAUUAUAUAUUUUGGAUCUAGAAUUGAAUCAAAGGAACAUCUUGGAUUUAAGAUUCGCUUUCGGCUUAUACAUUAUCCAAAAUUAAAGAUUAUUGAUUUAAUUAUUUUUUAAAGUAAGAAGAUGCCAGUAGAUCAGAUUCAAUAUUCUGAAAAGUAUAGCGAUGAUAAGUACGAGUAUAGGCAUGUAAUAUUGCCAUUUGAUCUUGCUAAAUAUGUUCCAAAAACUCAUCUCAUGACAGAAACGGAAUGGAGGAAUUUAGGAGUUCAGCAAAGUCCUGGAUGGGUUCAUUAUAUGAUGCAUGGACCAGAACCACAUGUUCUGUUAUUCCGCAGACUGAGGACCGAUCUUCUACCAUCUCGAUGCACUGCUUCACAGAGAGAACAGACUGUUGUGCAAUGUAAUUGAAUUUGAAAUAAUGAUUAAAUGUAAGAUUAUGUCAAUGCAAAUAAGAUGUGUGCAGUACGCAACUAUAUUUAUAAAUAUGUAUUAAAGAUGUAUUAAUUAUUAACAUAGAA